AUGCCCUCGCUCUUCUCCCGCUCACACCAACCACCAAAGAAGGACCGCGCCCCCGCGGUCCUCGUCACUAACCCACACGGCUCGGACCGUCGUAUCGUCGGCCUCGCAAAGACAUGGAACGGGAACGGCUCCGGCUCCGCUCCCGCGCCGUCUCAUGUCGGCGAGUUUGGCACCGUCCCUACAAUCUCGCAACAAAAGCGUGGCUCGCUGCCAGGCUCACCAGACACAGUGGGCCCAGCAGCGAGCGCAUCGGCCGUGUCCCUCGCCCCGCAGACGUUUGCGUUCCUCUCCACCACCGUCCCUCUUAGCGCACAGUCGUUCAUGUCAAACGACAACAUGUCCACCGUUGGCAUCGACGAGCUCCGGCAGUAUGGUUUCCUCGGUGGCGCGGGCCGGAACGUCGUGCUGGGCCUGGACGAGGUCGCACGCGUCAUUCGCGACGUGGGUGCCGAGCUGGCCAAGCGAUCACUCGACACGCCGCUUCUGUUCUCCAACCAGAGCCUCGAGCUGAACGGGACGCGCAUGAAGAUGCUCAUCCAGACCUUCCUCGGCACUGUGCGCACCUCGUCGCGCACCCCGACCAAGACGUCUGCGACGACGUUUGCACAGGACGUGACGUUUGCAAGCGACCAGGAGCUCGCGUGGCUCCUCCGCUGGGCGCUGAGCCGCAUGACGCGCGUGCGGGAGCCGACACGCGAAAUCUGCCAUGGUUGUAUGGACUGGGAGAUGUACGAAGAAUGGAGAGGACGUGAAAGGGCCUCAAAGUAUCCACUGGACGCGUUCCCGAACCUGGCGUCGAUUUUGCCUGCCGAUGUCUACCACUACAUUAUCCAGCCGCUGUUUGCCCUCAUGUCGCGCUUUGCAGCGCACUCGCACAACUCGGGCCUCACGCCACACGCCUUGGCCUCGUUCUUUGCACCCCUUAUCUUUGACGUUCCCACCUCUGUCCCGUGCCUCCAGGCGCACACGGCGUUUGUGCGCGCCGCGUCCGCCACCGAGCACAUGUUCCUUGCCUUUAUCCGUUCGUCGGGCGGCCGCGACAACCUCGGCCUGACCGACCUCCCCUUCCGUCUCCAGGAAUGGGUGAACGGCUACCCGUCCAUGAUCGCGUCCGACAUUGACCUGUCCCGCGGCCGACCGCGCCGCGCCGCCCGCGUCGUCAAGUGCGAGGUCGCAACACGUAGCGUCCGCGCCUACUCGCGCGACCUCAUUGUCAACGCCGAGACGUGGGUCGACGACAUGCCUGGCUGGCCUGCGUGGGACCGUGUGACAUUAAAGCAGCGUCGCGGCGAGGCUUCACGACCAAAGUUUUCCUCUUCGUGGCGCCGCAAGAUGGCCGUCAAGGAGCAGCUCCCGCUCCCCACGUCCCGCGGACUGGACGAAAAGAUUGUCUAUGGGGCACCAGCAAAGCAAAGCGGCUCGGGCAAGCCAGAGGAGGAAGGCGAGGUCGGCAAGUACGCGAGUCUGGCAGGCAAGCACUGGAGCGCGUUUGAGGAGUGUGGCUUUGACUCUGCCCCGCGGCAAAGCACCGUCACGUCGUCGCGCAGCAAAGAGGAAGGCGAGCAUGUCGACAUCAACAAGCGUCUCCAGUUUGACCUGAACGAGAGCGCAAAGCAGAGCGUCACCGAGCGCCGCCAGACCAUGGACUGGGGCCAGUUUGCCGACGGCGGCUUUACCCGUACCGAGCCAUUCCUCACUGCCUCGUUGACGUUUUCGGCGCCCGUCCAGACAUCCAUCACCGAGUGGCCCAAGGAGCGCGACGAGCUUCGCCGCCGACUGGAAAAGACCCAGAAGGAGGCCACGCCCUUCAACCACGACACGACCCCUCGUACGGGACCCGCAGCGUCCUAUGAGGGCGCCGACGCGUCCGGACGCGUCUACAUUGAGGAGGCCUUUAUCGACUGCUGGGCCGACUUUAUGAUGGGCACCGGCUGGAUGGACCGCGCAGAACUCACUUUCAAGCGCUCGUCGUGGGCCAUUAUCGAGUACAAGGCCCGCCCGGGCCGUCCCGACGAGCAGGACGCCGCGCACCCGUCCGUGGACCCACGCACCUCGGAGCUGUGUUUCCUCUUUGAAGAGUAUGUCCCGCUCGACUACCAGAUGGCCAUUGCCGAUCCCAAGCGCAAAAAGUCACUGCACAAGCUCUUCAGCACCAAGAAGAAGAACAAAGCCCUCCCGCCUCAGCCUUUUACCCCACGAGACGACUUUGACAAGAUGCUGUCGCGCACGACCGCCAAGAAGAUUAGCCUCCCUCGGUCCGACCAGUCUGUCUCGUCGUCGCUCUGGCAGUCUCUGGGCGACGCACAGAACAAGCCCAAGACGGGCACUGCGAGCCUCCCCUCCAGUCCCUCCAUGCUCGGCAGCUCUUCGUCGCGCACGCCCAAGCAGCCCACGGCCAUGUCAAAGUCGGCCACUGCCAGCCCCCUAGGACCCCCCUUGUCUGAGCGCGUCGCCGACGAGCACGGCAAGCUUGGGAACGGCAAGCCGAGUUUUUUAAAGUCGAUUCGGCGCGUAAAGUCCGGCACCGACCAGCGUGAAAAGGCCAAGAAGCAGCGCGAGGUGUCGAUGGAUUUUGAGAUCCAGUCUGCGAGUGGGCUGAGCUCAGGAAACAGCAGCCCCCAGGACGGCGGCGAGGAAAAGUGGAUGGACAUUCUCAUCGCCAACGGCGCGCGCAAGAUGGACGCCAACCAGAAGGGCCUCGAGGUCGUAGCGUCGCCUCCCCAGAAGAAGAACAACCUCCCCGUUCCUCCCAAAAUGACCGACCGUGGUCCCACGCCUCCUGCCUCGCGCUCUGAGAGCGACGACGUUACCCCGACCAACACGCGCUUUGGGUCCCUCAACAACCUGGAGGACAAGUCGGGUCCCGCGGCCGGCACGGGUCUGGGCCUGCAACCUCCAGUCCAACUGGGCCUCCUCUCGUCUUCGGAGCGCGACUUCCCCGGCGACCGCUCUGAGCUGGACGACGGCACCGGCACCGAGCCCGACUUUGAGCACAAUGCCGUCGACAGCAGCAACUCGUACUCGCAGUCGUACUCGUCGCAGGCAGCAAGCUCGUCGGUGUACGACGGGUCGUCGCAGCACACGGCCGGCUCGGCAGCCACCACUGGCGAGUCGGUCCAGCCGUCCGACUCGAUUUCGAUGCGCAGGCGAGCUGCCCCCUCGCCCCCAGGGUCGCCGCGCGACGUCCACACCCCGCAGCCGCCACUGCGCGACUCGACCGCCAGCGCGUACGACGGCAUCGUGCACGCCCCGCAGCCGCGCAACCUCGGCGAGCGCGAUGCCAUCUUCUCCAUUGUCGACCAUUACCGGGACAGCAGGGACAGCAGGGACAGCCGAGACGCCGCCACCACCACCCCGCACGGGGAGGAUUUUCGCGACAGCCGCGCCACCGACUUUACAGAGGUCUCCGACGGUGAUGCGUACGGCGGAAUGGAGCGCGACUCGUACAUUGAGCGGACGUAUGCCUCGGAACGCACCAACAGCGCGUACAACAUCGAGGACGACCUGCACCCCCCACCCAUCUUCGACCUGACGCCCGGCCGCGAGCCCAGUCCGGCACGGUACAAGCACGGCGAGCCGUUGCACUUUGUCGGCGAAGAAGAGGAGGAGGAAGAAUACUGA
Molecule: messenger RNA, 3621 nt
Organism: Apiotrichum porosum
Lineage: Eukaryota; Fungi; Basidiomycota; Tremellomycetes; Trichosporonales; Trichosporonaceae
Exons: 5
Coding region: 1-3621 (1206 amino acids)
Source: RefSeq, a predicted model, not a curated record